Messenger RNA from Colletotrichum destructivum, 1418 nucleotides. RefSeq lists its product as uncharacterized. The coding region runs from base 171 to 1154 and encodes 327 amino acids. The transcript is spliced from 2 exons. The record is from RefSeq and is a predicted model, not a curated record. Lineage: Eukaryota; Fungi; Ascomycota; Sordariomycetes; Glomerellales; Glomerellaceae.
GGCAAAACAACUGAAGUUGAGGAUGGAGAACAACCUAGGUAGGCCGCACUAUCACCAGAAGAACAUCAUCAAUACGACUAUAUAAGACCGGAAGGUUCUGUCGCUUCUCUCCGGUCAAAUAUGGCGCUGCACUAUCGCCAACAUACACUUCGUAUUUGCAUCAACUCAACAUGGACCUGCCUUCCAUUCUUCUCUAUAGAGCUGCCCGCGUUGCGAUAAGACUACCUGACGAGAGUCUUGUGACCACGGAAAGCGAAGAACGGCAAUUCCUUUACAUCACACAGGAUGGCGUAAUCGGCGGAACAGGUCUCGUUGCUACAUACCUUAUGCAGCCGGAAAUGUCAAGUGCUCGAGCAAGAAUCAUUCGCUGGUCGAUGCACCCUAUUUGCAACUAUGUUUGGAGUAUCAAAACCGAUUCUGGGAAGUUACGGGUGAAGUUCAUAUCACCAUGGCAACCCUUUGCUCAAUUGACUUGGUUCCCGCAUACCAGAGGAUCUCGAUGUAUGGCAACGGCAUACUUUGCUUAUGAUCCUGGUGAGGUGGUCGUACGGACGGGUCCCUCAGGUCGGGUAGUCGGGAAAGCAACUCCAACGCUGUUUUCUGGCCACGGCUCGCCCAUGACAUAUUUUAUCGAAUUUGAACAUGUCGUGGAAUGCGACCUGAUUGUUCUCUUUCAGCCAGAGGAUGCGACUUUGGCCCCUGUGCUGUCCCAAGCAUUUCCGAGAACAGCUAUCAAAUGGGAUACUCAGGUUGCGCUGCCAAUCUCGCAUCAUCUUGACGACGCUGCCAGCUCAGUUGGCACUUCUCCAGACAGAGCUACGAAGGCAGACUUCAUGCAAUCUGAAAAUGGGGGCCUGGCUACGACAGACGCAAGGAUCGCUGUUGCUGGCGCUGCUUCAGAGGAUUAUCACAAGGACUUCUUCGUCCCACUUCGAGCGGAUGUCUACUCUACAGACCCACGACCCGACCGACCUAAUAUCGACUCAGCCCACUUCUAUUCUCUAUGCACUGCUAGCCCUAGUUCAACAUCAAGCUCAGCUUCCAAUCCAUACGCAGAUGAUCCACGACAUACGCCCUUCAUCUUUGCGGACGACCUCGGAGCCCAACAGAAUGCCGAGGACGAUCGAUGCAUCGUGGUCAAGCCUCUGUUCUGACCCCAUGAGCUCAAACCAACUGGCGUGCCCCGCAGCAGUUCUAAACGGCUUAGCCACGCUUUCGAUGAACUACCAUUCCGGGGAUUAUCGAUAUCGACCACGUACAGUUGAAUGAUUGGCAUUGGAUGGGACUCUGGUUUGAACAAUUGGUCAUAUAUUACAGCAAGAAGAUAUUAUUUGAAUAGGCCAGCUGCCCACAAGGCUGCCACGGGCUGGGCCUGCGCGGUAGCUCAAGCCCCCGGGCAUACCAUACAAGCAGCCUGC